AUGCAGCUGAGCCGCCCUUGUCUCUUCCCCGCCUUCACCGUGACGGUGUGUCUGCUGGCGCGCGCCGCCAGAGGCCGUCUUCCCUCUAGUACUGCGUCUGCUGCUGCUGCCGCCGUUCCUGGUUCGAUGCGGCCUGGCAGCUUGGCGGCGUUCCAUCCUGCCAUUGCGCAUUCGUGGCUGACCGCCGCCGCGAACAAGUUGCUGCAACCGCAGCACGUCCUUCCGACGAGCCGAAAACUUGCGUGGUGGCGCUGCCCUCACUGCAGCUACGAGCACAACAGGCGCAUCGACCUCCACGUGGCGGCUGGUGGCGCAUGCCCGAAGUGCAGCCGCAUGCCGACACUUUUGCGCGACCGCGGCGAACAGGCGGCCGGCGGGGGCGCCGCGUUGCAUGUGAAGCACCGCUGCCGCCCCGACAACGCGCUUGCAGUGCUGGCGGCGCCCAACGCAAAUCGUGUGAAGAGCAGCAUCGCUGACGACGGCUACCUGCGCGUGGUGGAGAAACGCAACCUGCAGCCGAUGCUCGCACGCACCUACACGAAGGAGGCGAGGCGGAUUGGCGAGAAUGACGCUCUCUUCGUGUCGCCAAAACUUGACGGUGUUCGCUGCGUUGUCGCAUGGAAUGCACGGGAGCAGCAGCUGUGCUUCUUCAGCCGCUCUGGUACUCUUUUCGAGUGCUGCGACCACCACAUUGAGCCGAUGCUGCAGCCGCUCUUUGUGAAGGACCCGCUGCUUGUGCUUGAUGGUGAGCUGUACAACCACGGCGUCGACGACUUUGAGCAGCUCGUGUCGGCCAUCCGCACCUCGCGGGAGCGCCGCACACCAGCGGUGGCGCGGCAGCAGGAGCAGCUGCAGUUCCAUGUAUUUGACAUCAUGUACGCAGGCACGCUGCCAGACAUGUCCACUGUGCCCUUCUCACAGCGGUAUUCACACCUCCGCAAACUGAUAGCGACGCUCACUCCACCACGUGGCCAACGACACAGCAGUAAGGCAGUACAAUUAGUACCUGCAAAGCCGGUGAGGAAGACCGAGAUUGAGCGCGAACUUCAGCUGGCGCUGGCGGAUGGAUACGAAGGCAUUAUUGUUCGUUGCGAUGGUACCGUUAGUGAAGCCGACAACAGCAGAGGAAAAAGGAACAAGAGCAGUGGUAGUAGCGGCGGCCGUGGUGGUUCAGCCACAGUCGGCUACGCCUAUGGUGCCCGCUCACCGAACCUGCUCAAGUAUAAACUCAUGCAGGACGACGAGUACGUCAUCGUCUCGGGGAUAGAGGGCCGCGGCAAGUGGAAGGGUUGCCUCGGCGCCUUUGUCUGCAGCACGAAGGGCGGCCACCUCUUCACCGUGGCGCCUGCCACGACGGAGGAGACGAAGAAGAACAUGUGGCGGCGCCUCACACAGUACAAGGGGAAGCUGUUGACGGUGCAGUACCAGGAGUUGUCGGCGAGUGGCGUCCCACGAUUUCCUAUUGGGAAGUGCGUGCGGGGAUCGAAGGGGGGAAAGGACUGGAUCUGA
Molecule: messenger RNA, 1509 nt
Organism: Trypanosoma grayi
Lineage: Eukaryota; Euglenozoa; Kinetoplastea; Trypanosomatida; Trypanosomatidae
Product: putative DNA ligase, putative,mitochondrial DNA ligase
Exons: 1
Coding region: 1-1509 (502 amino acids)
Biological process (GO): DNA repair; DNA recombination
Molecular function (GO): ATP binding; DNA ligase (ATP) activity
Source: RefSeq, a predicted model, not a curated record